AAAGUUAUAUCUAAUUUUAUGUGUAAAAUUUAAAAUCUAUAAGCAAAAAUUAAAAUAUAUAUGAGAUAUAAUUUUUUUAAGGAUUAAAACAAUAAAUAAGAAAAUAUUUAUGAAUCAUAAAGAUGAUGUGUGAUUGUAGGAACCAAAAUACAAAUACAAAUAUGAAACUUCAAUUUGAAGUUUUGAGUAUUGAAACUUCAAAUAUAAAGUUUCAUUCUUCUUUGAAGUUUUGAAAUUUCUUUUUAAAGAGCAAAAAACUUUAUAUUUGAAGUUAUAGAGUAUCUUUUAAAGCAUAGAGAUGUUCUAACAUCAUGUAAAAUAAAACUCGACCAAGAAGCUUUUGGUCAACCUUACGUCGACAGAAAGGUUACUUCACUUUUGGAACGAUAGGAGAGAAAUACCUUUUAGACCUGAUUACAAAGAAGUCGAAUGAAUUUAUUUGUUUUCUUCUUUAAUUAGAUGCCAACCCUAGCGUUCAGAUAAUGUUUUCUAUAUAAAAGAAAGAAGAAAUAAUUCCCGCGCAGUCAGGGGGUAUUAUCAGUAUUUCUCUAGACUAGAGGCUAUAUAAAGAACCCUAGUAAAGGCCAUAUACUCCAUCUCUCUCACUCCCAUAUAAUUACAAAAAUUUGUCAAAACAAAAAAAGUAUGGGAACAAACGAUACAACAUGUCCAGGACCAAUGAAAGCAACCUCUAAUGGAGUCUUUCAGGGAGAGAAUCCUCUGCAUUACGCGUUGCCUCUUCUGAUACUUCAGAUCUGCAUCGUUCUUUUUCUUACUCGUGCUCUUGCUUUCCUCCUCCGUCCUCUCCGGCAACCACGUGUCAUCGCCGAGAUAGUGGGUGGAAUAUUACUUGGACCAUCAGCUCUUGGGAAGAGCUCAAAGUUUCUCAGCACUGUUUUUCCAGCAAAGAGUCUAACGGUGUUAGACACACUUGCAAACCUAGGACUCCUCUUCUUCCUCUUCCUCGUUGGUCUCGAGCUUGAUCCCAAAUCCCUCAAGCGAACAGGAAAGAAAGCUCUCUCCAUCGCUCUAGCUGGAAUCACUCUCCCUUUCAUCUUCGGAAUCGGAACUUCGUUUGCUCUCCGUAGCUCCAUUGCCGAUGGUGUUAGCAAAGCUCCUUUCCUUGUCUUCAUGGGCGUUGCUCUCUCCAUCACAGCGUUCCCCGUUUUGGCUCGUAUUCUCGCUGAGAUCAAGCUUCUGACAACUGAUAUUGGAAAGAUUGCUUUGUCUGCCGCUGCGGUUAAUGACGUGGCAGCUUGGAUCCUACUUGCUCUAGCGGUGGCUCUCUCCGGCGACGGGAGCUCUCCUUUAACAUCUCUAUGGGUGUUUCUUGCCGGUUGCGGUUUUGUCCUGUUCUGUAUCUUUGCCGUGCAGCCAGGGAUGCAGUGGCUUGCGAAACGUUGUCCUGAAGGGGAACCGGUUAAAGAACAUUACGUUUGUCUCACGUUAGGGGUUGUUCUUGCUGCUAGCUUCGUGACGGAUCUUAUUGGGAUUCACGCGCUGUUCGGUGCGUUUGUGAUCGGUGUUAUCUUUCCUAAAGAAGGUCAUUUCGCGAGUUCUUUGGUUGAGAAAGUUGAGGAUCUCGUGUCAGGCCUUUUCUUGCCGCUUUACUUCGUCUCAAGCGGUUUGAAGACUGAUGUUGCGACCAUACAAGGAGCUCAGUCUUGGGGACUGUUGGUUUUGGUUAUAUUCAAUGCUUGUUUUGGUAAGAUCGUCGGCACGGUGGUGGUUUCUCUUUACUGCAAAGUUCCCCUUGACGAGUCAUUAGCACUAGGUUUCUUGAUGAACACGAAAGGUCUUGUUGAGCUCAUUGUCCUCAACAUUGGUAGAGACAGAGGGGUUUUGAACGAUCAAGUUUUUGCUAUAAUGGUUCUAAUGGCUAUAGUCACCACGUUCAUGACGACUCCUCUAGUCUUAGCAGUUUAUAAACCGGGCAAAUCCUUAACCAAAGGGGAGUACAAUAACCGAACGGUCGAGGACACAAACCAGUCGAACAAACCGCUUUGUCUUAUGUUCUGUUUCCAGAGUAUAAUGAACAUUCCCACGAUAGUCAACCUCAUAGAAGCAUCACGAGGCACGAACCGUAAAGAAAGUCUAUCAGUCUACGCCAUGCAUCUCAUGGAGCUCUCGGAGAGAUCAUCAGCUAUUCUAAUGGCACACAAGGUCAGAAGAAACGGUCUUCCUUUCUGGAACAAGGACAAAACCGGUAACUCUUCCGACAUGGUGGUGGUCGCAUUCGAGGCUUUCCAGAGACUCAGCCGUGUCUCAGUGCGUCCAAUGACAGCAAUCUCAGCUAUGGCGACUAUACAUGAAGAUAUAUGCCGAAGCGCUGAAAGCAAACGCACCGCUAUGGUGAUUCUUCCGUUUCAUAAGCACGUUAGGCUUGACAGAACGUGGGAGACGACAAGGAACGACUACCGUUUGAUUAACAAGAAGGUUAUGGAGGAAGCUCCAUGUUCUGUCGCGAUUCUUGUUGAUCGUGGCCUUGGUGGUACGACACGAGUCGCGUCCAGUGAUUUCACGUUGGUGAUAACGGUUUUGUUUUUUGGAGGGAAUGAUGAUCGCGAGGCGUUAGCGUUUGCGGUUCGUAUGGCGGAACAUCCUGGUAUUAGCCUAACCGUGAUUCGGUUUAUUCCUAGUGAAGAAUUUAAACCGGAAAAUGUGAAGCUGGAGAUAACCGAAGAUCAAGCCGGUUCAUGUUCAGGAGAAACUAAGUUGACUGAUAUAGAAGCUAUAGCCGAACUUAAAGCAAAGGUUAAAGAACAAGAAAGCUCUCGUUCUGAUUCAGACAUCGAAUCUAAGAUCAUUUACGAAGAUAAAAUCGUGAGAUGCCACGAUGAAAUUUGCGAGGUUAUAAAAGAAUAUUCAAGAAGCAAUCUUUUCUUGGUGGGGAAGUCACCCGAAGGUUCGGUGGCGUCGGGGUUAAACGUGGGAAGAAGCGACACGCCGGAGCUUGGGCCUGUCGGGAAUUUGUUAACUUCAAGUGAAAGUGUUUCCACGUCAGCGUCGGUGUUGGUGGUGCAACAAUAUGUAGCAAGUUGUGAUUCUCCGGCGGUGGGAGUUCUGAAGAGCACCACGAAAGGAGUGUUGCCGGUUGAGGAUUCCAAGAGUCCUUAAGGGAUUAUCUUUGUGAUUCCAAGAUUUGAAAGGUCAAAAGAAUUGGCUUGUGUAAUAACAUCUGUUUCAUAAUGUAAAAUAUUAAAUGUGAAUGUAUGCUUUCUGUGUUAAAAAAUUCAUUUGAUCUCUAUAUGGAUUAGAUUAGCAAAGUGGAAGUAUUACAAAGCCCAUUAUUAGUCAACGUUUUGAACAUGAUUGUUAUUAGUAAAACAUCUAAGCAAUUUACAUUCAGAUGGCAUUUUUUUAUUUGGUCAUCAGUUCAUGUGCCAAUUCGAUAUCAUUUGAUGCUAAGUUUAAUAUUUAUUUAGUCUCGUCUAGAUAAUUGGCGGAUGACGAGAGAAAAUGAAAUCAUGAAAGGUCGUCAUGUUAAUACAAUCUCGUUUACAAUACAUCAUGAUCCUUAUGUCACACAAUCUACAAAAAUCUGACUUAUAGACUUAAUGAAUAUGAAGUUCUAAUCCCGCAGACCGUACAUCUUUAUUAAAUUAAUUUUCUUCAGGAAAGUAGAACUCCCCCCAAAAUAAAUCAAGUUUGCGAUCCCUUAAUUUAAUUUAGGUAAUCCAAGAGUUUCAGACACUACGCUAAUUCUUCGUAGCUUUAAAAUUUAACGAAGUUAGAACUGAAGUUGUUUUUCAUGAACCAAAAGCCGUCUACUUUCGACAUGGGUCUACUUUUAAAUCAUUAAGGGACAAAAGAGCAGUUAGGCAACUAAACCCCUUUGAACUGUUUUAAAGAAAAAAUCCUCUUGUUUGACUUUUUGCCAUUUGUGCUUUUAUUUCACGUGUUAGGAAAAGGAGUUAGUGACAAUAGUAUUGACUCUUAUUCUAGUUUUUAAAAUAAAUAUUAGAAAAUACGAUUUCUUAAUUGAUUGAAAGUUUUAUUUUCUGGUAUGUUGAAAUUAAUUGUUUGGAAGUUUCUCGGAUGUUUCUUUUGUACGUUUGUCUUACACCGAAAGUAAAGCGAGAGAGGGAAUAAUUACUCUCCAUGAGAUGGCCAUGUAUUAACUAAUUUAUCCUGAAACACACAAUAAUCAUAUAAAAUAAGUUAGAUAUACAAACCUGAUCCUUUUCCUGUCAACAAUACAAGUUUGGUUCGUGAUUUUAAGUAAUAAAAAAAAGUUUUCGGUAACAAAAAUAUUGUUGUUCUUUAGUUUAUAUACGUAUCUAAAAUCUGAGAUCAAUUAGUUUUGUUCGAAACUAUGAAAUUCUCUUUGAAAAAGCUAUCGUUCAACCAAACAAGCAAUCCAUAAACGUUAGGUUCUAGAAUGUAUAAACCAAUCAAUUAUACAUUCUAUUCUCUUGAUUUUCGCAUGUUUGGUAUGAGUAGAGUCGUGUUACAGCCCAACCACAAUACUAUUGUAUGUCGGGUGGAGUUUUAUUUUCAUAUCUUUAUAUUUUCUUAUAACUAAAUGAAUCAAACAAUAUCCUAAUAGGAAUGUUCAAGAUACUAAGAUUAGACUUCAAGAUACUACAAAACUGGAUUUUGAAAAAUAGUAAUAGAAAAAUUAGAAUGCGCAAAUAACAAAAAAAACAAGUUAGUAUAAAAAAUAUAUAAAAAUAUUUUAUGUGUAUUCUAAACCGAUAGUUUUGUUUGACGAAACCGCUAUCUGAUUUGUUCAAAAAAAAAUUGUUGAAAAAAGCUUGAACGUGCCUAGGUUUGGUGAUUUAUUUGACAAGUCACCUAUACUUUAACCACUGGACCGCACAUGAGUGAUGGGCGUUCGUAAAUCGUAAUACUAACUACUAAGGCAAUGUUCCUAAAUACUUUCUCUUCCAAUAACUGUCCUUUUUCAAUUUUCGCUUAACACAUUCUUUUUCUAUGUCAAUUUAUGUCU
Messenger RNA from Brassica napus (rape), 4951 nucleotides. RefSeq names its product cation/H(+) antiporter 17-like. Gene Ontology annotation, molecular function: antiporter activity. Lineage: Eukaryota; Viridiplantae; Streptophyta; Magnoliopsida; Brassicales; Brassicaceae. The record is from RefSeq and is a predicted model, not a curated record. Gene Ontology annotation, cellular component: membrane; endomembrane system. The transcript has 3 exons. The coding region runs from base 646 to 3117 and encodes 823 amino acids. Gene Ontology annotation, biological process: proton transmembrane transport; regulation of pH.